This is a messenger RNA of Megalobrama amblycephala (Wuchang bream), 1707 nucleotides long. RefSeq names its product carboxypeptidase N subunit 2-like. The coding region runs from base 112 to 1677 and encodes 521 amino acids. The record is from RefSeq and is a predicted model, not a curated record. Gene Ontology annotation, molecular function: protein binding. The transcript has 2 exons. Lineage: Eukaryota; Metazoa; Chordata; Actinopteri; Cypriniformes; Xenocyprididae.
CUUAUAGUCACGCAGUAAACACUUGAGAAAUGUAGAUCAGAGUAGAGGACUACAUAUGUUUACAUUUGCUUCUGGGAACACAUUCUGAAAAGUCAUUCUACUACAACAGAAAUGAGCAGGCAUAUACAUUUAAAAAGUGCACUAGUAUUCAUUUACAUACUUGUGCACUUGCACUGGAGCUGCACUGAAGAUAUAUGUCUAGGUGAAGACUGCAAAAAUAAAGAUGUGUAUGACAAAACUGUGACAGCAAUACCUGAAAAACUGAAAGAUGGAGCCAAUGAAAUAUUUUUUGUACACAGUAAGAUUUCUGUCAUACCAAAAGGAGCUUUUUCUAAAAACCCUCAAAUUAAGAAAAUCGAAUUUCUCGGGACUUCAACUAUGUCCAUAGAGGUCGGAGCCUUUGAGGGUUUACCUGAUAUCACAACCAUUGAGAUAACUGGCACAAAUGUGACAUCAUUACCCGUGGGUGUUUUUGAGGAUCUCAUCAACCUUGAAAAACUUGUUUUAAAAUAUAACAAAAUCCAAAGCCUGGAAAAUGGGUUAUUUGAUGAUUUAAAAAUGCUUCAAGAACUAAGUCUACAUAUAAAUGAGAUUAGCUCAAUUGAGGAGGGGACAUUUGAUAGUUUAGAGAAUCUUAAACUUCUUCAUCUUGCAAAAAACAAAAUUAGUUCUGUAUCGACAUCUCUUUUUUCCAAACUUAAGAACUUGCGCAUUUUCAGGAUUUAUGAGAACCAGCUGACCUCUAUGCCUGAUGGGAUUUUUGAUCAUCUCCCUGAUCUGACAGAGAUAGCUUUGCAAGGCAACAAAAUCUCAUUUAUAAAACCAGAUUUGUUUCCACACAAAAGUAAUUUAGUCAAACUCUUUUUGGACCACAAUCUUUUAACUGAACUGCAGCAAGAUCUUUUUGUUGGUUUCUCUUCAUUAAAGACUCUUACUCUGCAUAACAAUCAACUCAUCCGUCUUCCCACUGUCCUUUUUGGAGAAAUGCCUAAAAUGACUGAAUUGAGUCUAAGCCAUAACAAUCUCACUGACUUACCAACUGGAGUGUUCAGCCCACUUAAGAAGCUCAAGAAGUUAGACCUUUCAUCAAACCAGUUUUCAAUGAUAUCUAAAGACUUUUUUGAAGGUCUUGAGAAAUUGUCUGAUCUGAAUCUUCAAAAUAACAAUAUAAAGUCAUUAAAAAAAGAGGACUUUGAAAAACUUCAGUCUCUUACAACACUUAGACUGGGAAAUAAUAAACUACAAAGCCUUCCUGGAGAUGUUUUUGACGCUCUUCCAAAACUCACUAAAUUAUAUCUUUACAAGAACCCGUGGCAGUGUGACUGUAACCUGUUGGAAUUCUUUGAAUGGAUAACGAACAAUGAAGACAAGAUUAAAUCAAAACCUUCAGAAGUUUGUGAGUCCCCAAAAAACCUGGAAAAUCAACCAAUAUCCUCUUUAACAGAAGAACAAUUAAUAUGCCUCACAACUUUACCAACAACUACGCUUCAACCAACAACUGCCCCACUGACUACAGAAACUUUUCUCACCACACAUAGUAGUUUCAUCUGUACCAGCUCUCCUCAGCCUAUUCUCUCAAGUCCUUUUCCUACCCACAAGAAGUCAUCAUGCAAGGAACCAAUGAUACUACAAUGCUGCUGGUGGAAAUCUGCUGUACUCUUGUGCUGGCCAAAUUAACAUAUUCACUAUAUUGUUCUCUGGAGCAAA